ACCAGAGCACCCCGCAAAAGUAGGAGGAUGAAACAUUAUGAAACUACGUUUUGGUGAGUUUCAGACAAUGGCAUUUGUGCUGUCUUGAUACGAAGACUCCCCAUGCAACUGCUCCAUGCAUCAGCCAAUGCCGGUGACAAAACAUGGCGCAAGCAGAACUUCGCCUUGACGGACUUGGCAUCCGCAAAAUUGUGGAGAUUCCUCCUGGCAUCAAGGUGCUUUCAAUCAGCAGCAAUCGUUUGAGAAGCCUGGGAUCGAUCGUGGAGUGCUUGACGCUUCAGGAGGUCAACCUUGCAGCGAACAAGUUGGACGAGGGUGCACUGGCACCGUUGGCAGCCUUGCCAGCUCUUCGUAGCCUGAACGUUUCAAGGAACAACAUCCGGGACCUGUCACCAUUGGUGUUGGCUCCACCUGCAUUGGCCACGCAGGGCCAACCUUUCCCUGCCCUGGAGGAGCUGAAUGUCUCUUCGAACCCAUUGAGCGAUGUGACCGCUUCAAUGUCACUAAGAAUGUUGCGAGUCCUGACCGGAGCCGGCCUUGCUGUGACCACUCUCAGAUGCAUCCACUGCAGCCUGGAGGUGAUUGAUUUGAGAGGCUGCUGUUUGCAGUCGAUUUCUGGACUUCAGGCCUUGCCAUACCUGUCUGAGUUGAUCCUUGAUGGGAAUGCAUUGCUGAGCUGCAAGGACGUUCUGGUACAUCCUGCACUGCAGGCUCUUCGCAUAGCGCACAAUGUCAUAAGCGAGGUUUCUUCGGUACAGCUACCGUCACUUACAGAGCUUGAUUUGGCCUCCAACAGUCUGUCCCAGGUGUUGAAUCUUGCUGGUGCUCCACGGUUAACUUCCUUGGUGCUGCGCACAAACCAAAUGACCUCACUUGGCACCUCUGAGCAAUGAUUUGUUCCUUGUAUCUUGACAUUCACCGGAUUCGUGUCUUUGAGUCUUGCACAGUCGUGCCAGCUCAGCUUUCAGCUUUGCGGAGCCUCACCUUCCUGGAUGCUUCACACAACCAAAUCCGUGCACUUGAGACAGCCUCUCAGUAUCCUUUGGCGUGCUUGAAAAGAAAUGCCUCGAGAUAUGAGGCCAUCACUAUGCUGGAGCCUUUGUCCAUUGCGAGUCCUGCUCUUGAAUGGUAAUCAGAUCUAUGACGUGGAGGA
Durusdinium trenchii is the source of this 1153-nucleotide messenger RNA. The record is from the annotation of a GenBank genome assembly. NCBI's taxonomy places the organism in Eukaryota, Dinophyceae, Suessiales, Symbiodiniaceae.